This is a messenger RNA of Mangifera indica (mango), 1468 nucleotides long. Its product is annotated as transcription elongation factor TFIIS-like. The coding region runs from base 365 to 1336 and encodes 323 amino acids. Lineage: Eukaryota; Viridiplantae; Streptophyta; Magnoliopsida; Sapindales; Anacardiaceae. Gene Ontology annotation, biological process: DNA-templated transcription. The transcript has a single exon. The record is from RefSeq and is a predicted model, not a curated record. Gene Ontology annotation, cellular component: nucleus.
CUUGAUUUCUCUCCCCCGGCCCUCCAACGGCUAUUUCUUAGCUGCUUUAAACAAAACGGGAAAGCACCCUCACUUGUAUAUAUGAUCAACCCCUUAUUCCCAACUUAUUUCUUUCCUGCUGCGUUUUCACUUUCUGGGUUAACUACAGAUUGCUCUCUCUGCGUUAAGGACAUAUUGCUCUGCCACCCUCUACACUUUCUUCUUCAUAUUUGAGUUAAAUUCUCUGUUUCUGCAAUCCGUAAACCCUGCACUUUCUUCUUCAUAUUUGAGUCAACCUCUGCUUUUUCACUUUCAACUUCUGUAAACCUCUAAACCCACGCAUAUUCAAAUUCCAGUUAGUGAGUCAGUGAGUGAAAAUUGUGAGAUGAUGGAAGAACUGUUUUCUCUGUGUGAAGCCGCCAAGAAAGCAGCUCUCGCUGCUGCCAUGGACAAUGUCUCUGAAAAUGGACCAGAGGUUUCCAAUUGUAUUGAUUGUUUGAAGCGCCUCAAGGACUUUCCUGUUACUGGGGAGCUUCUUGUUUCAACGGCAAUGGAUAAACAUCUCCGACAUCUCAAACAACAUAAAAAAGAAAAGAUUCGAUUAAUGGCUGAGUGGUUGUUGGAGAUAUGGAGCAAGAAGAUCAAGGAUUAUUCUUCAAAAACCAAAGGUAAAUUUUUAUAUAUUGAAUCUUCCAAGAAAACCCAGCAAUCUGAUAAAUCCACGACAUCAGCGAUCUGCCAUCAACACUCUUCCAUUGGUUCAACAAAACUUGAAGAGACUGGCCAUGGUAAAACAACUUCUGAAGGUUCAAUUGAUUCCAGACAAUUUGAAGAGGCAGGGAAAAAUCCUCAGAAAUUCAUUUUGAAGAUAAAGAUGAAACAAUCGAAGGAAUCUUGUAAAUUUGAGGCAUUAUUCAAGUGUAAAGAUGCUUCACGUGUCAAGGUUCGUGAAAUUCUUCUGGUGGCGUUACAGAAAGUUGCUAGUGAAGUUGAUGGAGAAACUAAACAGCGGGUAAAUGCUUGUGAUCCAAUUGGUGUUGCAGUGUUAAUCGAAACUGAGAUGCUUAAGCAGAUGGGACCGUACAACGGGCCUAAGAAACUCAAAUACAGAUCAGUUUUGUUCAACAUGAAUGAUCCAAACAAUCCAGACUUGAGGAGGAAGAUUCUUCUUGGGGUGGUUAAGCCUGAGAGACUAAUACAAAUGAGUUCAGAAGAGAUGACAAGUGAUGAAAGAGAGAUUAAAAGGAUAAAAGAUAAAGCAACCUUGGGGGAACAAACAGCUGACAAAAAAUCUGAAGAGAAACCUGAUUUUGAUGAAGGAAGAUGGUUGGAAUCCUUUGUUGAUUUGAAGCUUUGAAAUCCUUAAGUUGACUGCUGAUACAGUGGGAUUACCUUUAUAAUAGUUUAGAAGAUGAAGAGCAUAAUUUUUGUAAUAUUUUUUAAGGGCAUUUAAUCUGCUGUCAGUUGUAAUUUUUAGUUUCCAUGUUAA